GUUUCUCGUUGUCAACAAAAAACGUCACAACAAACGGCUUGCGGCGGCCUGUUCGUGUGUUUUGGUUCGAUAAUUAAAGUGCAAACCGUGUUGGAGUGACCGGCUUGCAUAAUGCGAUAGCAAGGUACGACAAAAGUAUUACGGUUGGACCGAAAAUGUUUCUACCAAAGUGUGUGGCCACGGUACGGCCGGGCAGUUGCAUAAUCCGGCGCAUGUCCCAGCGGCACUUCAACCUGCUGCCGGCCUGCUUCGACACGGACUAUCUACUGAACCCGGCCAACCGGCAGGCGAUCGAAGCGAACAUACAGCACCGAAAGGGCGUCGGCGACAUACAGCUGGUCCAGCGGAUCAACGAGCAGCUGCGCGCCGCCCCACAGUCCGAGAGCGAACGGGGCACGCUGCAGGCGCAGCUGGAUGCGGAACUGGCCAAACUGCCCAAUCGCACCCAUCCGGCCGUGGUCGGGUACGGGACGGAGCCGCGCAUCAUCGAGCGCUACAACGAGCGGGCCAAGCGGACCGACCGCAAGUACUUCCAGUUUGGCGACAUCUGCAAACGGAUGAACCUGUAUCGGAUGGAAAACUUGGGCAACUUUACCGGCCACCGGUCGUACUACCUCACGGACGAGCUGGCGGAGCUGGAGCACGCGCUGAUCUGCUACGCGGUGGACAGUUUGCGCCAGCGCAACUUCCAGCUCGUCACCGUGCCGGAUGUGCUGCCGGGGCGCAUCAUUGAGAGCUGCGGCAUGAGCGUGCACGGCGAGCGGAACCAGGUGUACAAGCUGCACGGGCGGGAUGGGCGGGAGCCGCUGUGCCUGUCCGGCACGUCGGAGAUGGCGCUGGCGGGGUAUCUGGCCGGUCGCGUCCUGCCAGCGGACCGGCUGCCGCAGAAGCUGAUGGCUGUCAGCCGCUGCUAUCGGGCGGAAACGUCUGCCCUGCAGGAAGAGAAGGGCAUUUAUCGGGUGCAUCAGUUCACGAAGGUGGAAAUGUUUGCGGUAUGCCAGCCCGGCCAGUCCGCGACCGUGCUGGAGGAGUUCCGGGCCAUCGAGGUGCAGCUGUUCGACCAGCUCGGGCUACACUUUCUCCUGCUCGACAUGCCACCGUGCGAGCUGGGCGCACCGGCCUACCGGAAGUACGACAUCGAGGCGUGGAUGCCGGGCCGCGCCAUGUACGGCGAGAUAUCGAGCUGCAGCGACUGCACGGACUAUCAGGCCCGGCGGCUCGGCAUUCGGGUUUGGACCGGACAGGAGGAAACGUUCGCCCACACGGUCAACGGGACGGCGUGUGCGAUUCCGCGUAUGCUGAUUGCACUGCUGGAAAACUUUCAGAACGAAGACUACACCAUCACCGUGCCAGAGGUGCUGCGACGGUACAUGGGCGGGAAGCAGCUGCUGCGCCGCCGGAAGGUGCUGCCGGAGCUGAAGCUAACCAAACGCGUCGUGCAGGAGGAUAAAUUUUGAAUAAAACAAACAAACAAAUAAACAAACAAACAAACUAAAUCGCCCACACACUAUGAUACGCGUACGUAGCGAAAAAGUAACCAAAAUGAGAUACGCAUACUCAAGAAACAGCAAUAAAAAAGCUGUUUUAUUUUUCCCCUUUGGUAAUACUUUUCGAGAAAGUGCGAGGGAAUAUCGGCGAUCGAACGGCAAUUCUCGCCGAUCAGCAAAGCUGCGAAACGGAAUCGUUUUCGACUGUUGUGCGUCGCCUCCGCCCAUGGAUUGGAAGGGUCCACAGCACAAACCAAGAUCACCACCCCUUACCUAAAGUCAUCCCACACACGAGAUGGAGAUUAAAUGCAUUCGCAAGAAUUUAUGAGCUCUGGAAUGGGAAAUGAAUAGCCGCUGCAGGGGAGCCACGCACUCCCGGCUCAUGUGACGUAGAACCGAUCCGUUGAGCGCAGCAGGGAGAGCGCACAAACAUAAUGCGAAGUCGGCGAGCUGCGAGCCAAUGAGGCGUAAAAAGUGUGCGAUAUUGAAUAUCGGUUGCAACUAGUGAUGGGAAAAAUGAAGUUUUCGUCGGAAUCGACUCCAGCUCUCUCUGCAUUUGUCUAGAAUCGAUUCCAGAUAGUAGGUCUAGAAUUAGUUUCCGGAAUCGGCUCCGGAAAUGGAUUGGGCUUUGGAAUCGGAAUCAGCUCGUUAUCGGUUCCUGAAUCGGCUUCGAAAUCGGAGUCGGUUUCGUCAUCUCCAUAAGAAUGGGCUUUUGGAUCCAAUGAUGCUACGCAUUGUUAGCCGUAAAGAAUAAAAAAAAUACUUGUAAACGAUGUAUUCUGAUAGAGAUUCUCGGACUAAUGUCGCUUCUGAAAUUUCUUUCAAAGCAAGAACUGAUUCUCACUCCGGAGCUAUUUCCAUUUUUGCAGUCAAUACUACCUACUAGUGCAUAUAACGAAUCC
Anopheles merus is the source of this 2389-nucleotide messenger RNA. RefSeq names its product serine--tRNA ligase, mitochondrial (gene SerRS-m). NCBI's taxonomy places the organism in Eukaryota, Metazoa, Arthropoda, Insecta, Diptera, Culicidae. The record is from RefSeq and is a predicted model, not a curated record. Bases 156 to 1457 code for a protein of 433 amino acids. Gene Ontology annotation, molecular function: ATP binding; tRNA binding; serine-tRNA ligase activity. Gene Ontology annotation, cellular component: mitochondrion. Gene Ontology annotation, biological process: mitochondrial seryl-tRNA aminoacylation. The transcript has a single exon.